Messenger RNA from Soboliphyme baturini, 3627 nucleotides. NCBI's taxonomy places the organism in Eukaryota, Metazoa, Nematoda, Enoplea, Dioctophymatida, Soboliphymatidae. The record is from the annotation of a GenBank genome assembly.
AUGAUGGAAAGUUUCGGCCUUGACGCAGAGGAGCCUGAAAGCGACGAGGAAAUGCUGGAUUUAUGCCAUGAUCAGGUAAAGUUCCCCUUUAACUGUGCUGAGGUUCAACCGCAAGCUUAUGUUAAGAAGACGAAAAUGAGUGAAACAAGAUCAAAAAAAGCGAAACAUGAGCAGAGCAAGAAGGAGCAUACGCGCAGAAGAGAAAACAGGAAAUUCAGGAUAAAGGUUGUACCGGACUUCGAGUCUUUCAAGGACGACUUGGAGAGAUGGGGUGAUUUGACUGAACGAAUUCAACGAAAAAUAAUUGCUGCUGCAUUGCAGAAGCAUCGUUUUGUCCGAUGCCUUCAACGUGACUGUAGAAAGAAGCUGGGUAGCGUCGAAAUCGUGUUUCUGCACUUACAACGUCAUCGCAGAGAUCCUCAUCCGGUUCGUAUUCAGCGGCCGAAACUUGUGCAUGACUUGCUCACACCCUCCUUGACCACCGGAUCCAAUUCUGGUAUUGCAUCCUAUGUAGCCUUUGGCAAAAGUGAUUCCAAAGAACAACAGAUCACCGCUAUAGCUAAAGAUGAACUUAAGUUUGAGUCUUUCAGGGGCGACUUACAGCGAUGGAAUGGAUUGGAUAGGAAAAUUCAGCGGACGAUCGUCUCGGCUGCGUUGAGAAGGACUGGCUUUGUUCAGUGUCUGCUGAGCAACUGUGAUAAGAAGUUUUCCCGCUCCCCAAGCAUCUUUCUACACUUAAACCGGCACCUCAAAGAUGCUCAUAUAGUCGAAAAUAAUGAUCGUGAACAUUUGUCAGAUCUCUUAACUCCUAGCCUGUUGACCGGGGCCCAUCCUGGUAUCGCAUUUAAUGUAGCCUUGGAUGAAAGUGUCUCCAAAGAACAACGGUUCUUUUCUAGAACUGAAGAUGAACCUGAGUUCGAGUCUUUCAGGGACGACUUGCAAAAGUGGAAUGAUUUGGAUAGAGAAAUUCAGCGGAAGAUAGUCGCGUCUACGUUGAGGAAGCAUGACUUUGUUCAGUGUCUACUGAGUGAUUGUGGCAAGAACUUUGCCCGCUCCGCAGGCUUGUUCCUACAUUUGAAGUGGCAUCUCAGGGAGGCUCAUUUGCUCGGUAGUAAUCAUUCUGAAGAGCUAUCGGAUCGACUCAUGCCCACCGUGUCGACCGAAGCCAAUCGUCAUUCCUCAUCCGAUUUGAUUCCGGUUGAAACUCUCGCCAAAAAACAAUCUCGUUCCUGUUCCGCAACCGAAGUUGAAGCAGAAUACGAGUCCUUCAGGGACGACUUGGAGAGAUGGGGUAAUUUGACCCGACGAACGCAGCGAAAGAUAAUUGAGGUUGCUAUGAGCAAGUACCGCGUUAUCAGAUGUUUGUUGAGCCAAUGUGGCAAAAAUUUGCACAGUUCCCCAGGCAUGUUCCUACACUUGGAACGGCACUGCAAUGAUCCUCGUCCUUUCCGUCCUAAGCGUCCCGAGAUGCUCUCCGAAAUGUUUUUUCCCGCUGGAGAGACCGCAUCCUGUUCUGCUGCUGUGUCCGACACAAGCUUCGAUAAAAGUGAUUUCAAAGAACAGCCAAUUUUAGAAAAGUACGAAAAAAUUAAACCUCAGAAAGCAGUGGAAGUGUAUCUUUCCUACAGAGGGCGUAUCAAGGAAUGGCGUUUGCUGUCGACUUUGCAGAGAAACCGGAUUCUACGUUCGACAUGGAAGAUUCGACCGAAAAUGCGUUGUCUUACAGAAGGUUGCCACGUAACACUUAGUACCUAUAAUGGCAUGGCAUACCAUCUGAUGCUGUGCGGCAUACCGUUUGAAAAACGUCUGAUGAGGUGUAAGGAAUGUGAUGAGCAAAUGCCGUACCUCAAUAUGCGGUUGCACCUGUUUGAGAAGCACCGCGACAUGCUUCGAGGCAUUGUGAGUCACAAGUGGAACGAAGACGAAAAUGAGUCAGCGGAACAAGGCGCCGAGAAAAGUCCAAAGUCGGAAAGGUCAUUGCUUAACGACGAAUCAAUCUUGUUAAAUAUUGGUAGCAGAAGAAUUCGACAUUUACGGACUUACAACAUCGCCCAGUGGUCUGAGAAAAUUUCUGAGGAUUGGAACAAGUUCGUAGCAGAGAAUUAUUUCAAAUGCUCUUCUCUUUUCCCAGAGUUCAUCGCUAGGAGAAGUCACUGGAAAACACAAGAGAGCCAUCCCUCAGAAUGUCUAUUGUCGAAACAUUCGAUUGCUGUCUCGUUCGGCAACGACACUGCUCCCAAACAAUUCAGCAUGUUCGAGACCGUUGGUCACGUCAACGGGGUGGCUGGAUUUUGCGGAGCAGCAAUUCUUUCCGUUGCUUGGUGUCCAAAUAACGGGGGGAUACAGUACAUAUUGGUGUCGUUACGCAACGAUCGCGGUUUGACCUUCUCGCUGGAUCCCGUAUCUGAUGUACUACAGUUGUGGUCCUUUGACGCCGCAGCUUUUGCGAAUACGGCAUCAACUGCAGCGUCUGCCGAGCACUUUCGGAUAUGCAUGGUUUUUACGCACAAACAGGACCAUAUCAAUGACAUUAGUUGGUGUCCUUCGGGCAUGUGGCAAGAUCCGUCGCCUAACGACCAGACAGCACCAAUAGGGGAAGGAGAUGAGCUGCCGCGCCUCGGCGUGUUUGCAGCCGCAUCGGACGAUGGAUCCGUACUGAUAUACAGUUUACCUCAUCCGCAGUUUCUCGGGAUAGAAUUUAGCCAAUCACCGCUGAUUCAUACCUUGGAGCCGGUUGCCGUUCUUUUGAGCCCGUGUCAAAAGCCGGUCGAUUCCGUGGACUGGUCUCCGUUCAAGGGACAUUCGUGGGUGGCCGCUGGCUUUCGGAGCGGUUUGCUUUGCACAUGGAAUAUUGCCAGUCGCUGGCAGCAGGGAGAGUCUUCAAUGACGAUGGAACCGUAUCUGUGCAGUUGCGUUGCAGACUCGUCGAUACGCUCCGUCUACUGGUUUACCGAAUCAAUAAUUCUGUUUUCUUCGAGGAACGGGGAUGCUGUAAUGUGGGACAUGCUCGAAGAUGUGUGUUUCCGCAAAUGGCCAUUCUACUAUACCUUACAUACUGUCUUUACCGUUCCUACCCUUUUUCCUGGUUUUCUCUACAGCUUGGAAGAGGACGGCUAUCAUUUGGGUGACUCAGUGCGUUUUCUCUUUGCCACCACCGAGCCAGAUUAUGAUUCUCAACCUCAGAGAAUGACCGUUUCUUCCCUCAACGACGUGGUGUGGAAGUUUUCAUUUUUUCCUCCUCACGCCGCAAUAAUGUCAGUCGAUGAAAGCGGUCGCGUUGUCGCAUCGUGCUUCAGCUUCCUCGGAAAUCGUCAGCAGAAUAUGAGGUUGGCAUCUAAACUUGUAUUCAAUACCGUCAAACUAAAGUCACCGUUGACCGUCGAUUCAGCGACCCCCGGCAGCACGUCCGAACGCGAACCUUCAUUGAACGCGCUGAAGUUUGUAUUCCUGCCAAAGCAAGCAGCCUCGCGGCUGAAGACGCAAGCGCACAAGAAAAGCUACCCGUUCGGACUGCGCCAGGCGGCUAUUUUUGCGGUCGAUUCCAACAAGUACAUAGCCGACCAGCAUUGGUGUUGUUUUGGUGGUCACAACGGCAUUCUGCACGUUGUUUUCUUAAAACCUUUUUAA